AUGACCGGUGUCAGUUCUACCCCGGAUGGCAGUCAAAAACUUACGAGAAAGUACAAAAUCAAACCCCCAGUGCUAAAUGUGACUCUCAAAGAUUACAGCUGUGCUGAUUUACCUACACAAACUACAGCUAAACCACAACCGGCGCGACUACCGCUCACCGACCACGGGGAUACCUCCAGCGAGAGGCCGGCACGCACACGACCCCCCCAGCACCCACCGCCGCCAGGACCGUGCCCUCUCCUCCCCCGCACAAGGGGGGCGCGGCCCGACCCCCCCCCAGCAGGGUUAAUAGCUACCGGGCUGGCACCGAGCGCCCACCCUGCCGCGCCGGGGCAGGCAGCAGCCUCGCGGCCGGGAAGGCCGAAGGGCGGUGGCGCUCCGGGGCAGCUCCCGCAGCACCAGAGCGGGCUGGCCCGGGGCAGCGGGGGUGCAGCUAUCCCGACGGCAGGACCGCAUCGCCUCUCCUCCAGCCUCCGCCUGUCCGGUACCCGGCGCCUCUCGUCCGCCCGCUCACCCCUGCCUGCCCUCCCAGCCCCAAGCCCCCUUUCUCGUAACGCCUCAUUCAACUCCCAGCCCCGCCCGUUACCUAUGCAGCAGGAGCGCGGCCAGACCUGCUCGCUGCCUGCUGCAUUAGACCCUCCGCCCAGGCUCCCCGCUACGGCAGCCCGGCUUGGCCUCCGGGAGCCACGGAUGCGAGGGCACCGCCGCCCAGCCGCUCCCGGGCUCCGCGCCGUCCCUAGCUGGGGAGGCGGGCAGGAAGGAGGGCUCCAAACACCCCUUCCAGCGCUCCCUGCGCGGGCAGCGCAGCAGCGGCCGCCACCGGCGCACACUCACCCGCGGAGCUGGUGCUCAGCCGUGCCGUGCUACGGCCGGCACUCUGACAGCUCGCCUGCGGAGCCCGGCGGGGCGGAGAAGAGCAUCCUCCGGCCGUGGCGCCGGGCAGCGGCCGAAGCCCGUUUCCCGAACAAGCGUUUAGAGGAAGCGAUCCUCCUCCCAGGAUUGACGCAACGCCCCGGCGGCGCGCAGAGAGGAAACCUGUUCCACCAGCCCCCGGCUCGUUCAAAGUCCGGCGGCAGCCCCGCGGGCUGCAGCUCUGCCCUCCAGGCAGGAGGCGGCGGGGGCGCAGCUCCGCACCCCAGCGCGCAGGGGGGAACCGGCGAGGCCCCAGAGACAGCCCCCGUCAACGGGGAAGGGGCCGAUGCUGAGCUGCCGCUGGGAAAAGCCGGCAGCUCCGGCUCGCCCGCCUCAAGCACACGCAGCAGCCGGGCUGGCCGAGCCCUUCGGGCCUCCCGCCCCCACAGCCAGAACCCUCCCGGCGGCCCCAGCCCGGCUGCGCACGGAGGCGGCGUUACUUACAGCACCCGCCAGGCGGAAAACUCACAGGUGGCCGAGAGCCGCCGGCGAUCAGCGGCUGAGAGGCGACCUCCACCCCGGGAAGCCAGUCGCCUCAGCACCCGCGCGGGAAGGGAGCAAACUGAGGUGGGGGCGCUGCGCUCCGCUCUGCUCCGCUCCCCGCCGCGGGGCCGCGCAGCUCCAGCCGCUGCUGUCGCCCUCCCUGCGCGGGGCCGGCUCCCUCCCGCCCUUCCUCCCGCCCGGCUCCCGCCGCCGGCCAAUGCGGGCCGCGGCGAGGAGCCGGCUUUAACCAUCUGUUGCGAGGCGCCUCCUCCAAGCGCUGCCGCCUCCCUUGCCGGGGGGCUCCCGCCCAAGCACCCCGCCGAGGAGGUGGGGAGCCAGGAGAAAGCUUUAGGCCCCCCCGCAGGAGCUCUUUGCCCUUCGCGCCCUCAGGGGCCGCCGCCGUUGCCCGCCUCCCCUCCCCCACUCGCCUCAGGAUCGCCGCCCCCCCGCCCCCUCAGGACUGGCGCCCCUCACCUCAGCGCUCUCCUCUCCGCACCCUCUACCCCUUUCCCCCGCAGCACCCCCCAAAUCCCUCCCUAG
Molecule: messenger RNA, 1935 nt
Organism: Aquila chrysaetos chrysaetos
Lineage: Eukaryota; Metazoa; Chordata; Aves; Accipitriformes; Accipitridae
Product: basic proline-rich protein-like
Exons: 5
Coding region: 1-1935 (644 amino acids)
Source: RefSeq, a predicted model, not a curated record